AAUAUAUUUGACUAAGCCGCCGUUCAGGCGCGACUGCGUAAAGCGCGGCAAUGAGCGGCUCAGUUUGAAAACAAAACGGCAGUUCAGGAAGUUGUAAUUCAACCGGACAAGGAUGUUACAGAACGAUGCAUUGCAUUAUGUUGACCUGGAGAACACAGGGGAGGCUCUUAUCGGGCUCAUUGAGAGCAGUAAAGCUGAAGAUGCCCUGAGGGCAGCACGGAAGAAACAGCAGGCACUUUUUGACCACCACACGGAGGCUAAGAAAACAGUCACUGAGCUCUUAAACAGCUUGGUGCACUCUGAGGAAGUUGUUGGACAGAAGCUUUUGGACCUGGAGGGUCAGAAGAGCCAGAUGAUGCGGGAGCUGGAGAAGGUGGAGCAGGAGGUGCAGCAGAGCCUGGCCAAGAGCCACACUUUGGACUCAGAGAUACAAUUCCUACAGAGAGAGCUGGAACGACUCAAAGACAGUGAGAAGGAAAUUCAGGCUCUGCAGCAGGAAGUAGAUGAAGACACAACUGAAGUAAUUCCCUCAGCCAUAUAUUUAGCACAGCUCUACUGUAAGGUUACCAGAAUUAAACUAGAGUUGGGUACCGAGCCUCAUAUAUUGCGUGGAGUUCACUAUGGUCGAGAUCUGGCAGCUCCUAUCAACAUCGACACAUCGAGCUGCUCCCCCUGUGAGGUCAGUGAUGAGCUCUGGAGCCUCGUCAGCACAGACUGGUAGAAUUCUAUUGGGCCAUGUUGGAGUUUAACCUAAUCUUCCAUUAUCGUUUAUUUUUCGUAUCUUUUCAUGUCUUUAUAUCUUUAUUAAUAAAAAAGUCCUACAGAAUGAACUGAAAUCAAGUGUCCUGCAUACAUCAUACUAAGUAAGCACAGUACGUAUAUCUUUAUAUACAUAAUGUACCAGUACCACUUUCACUUUGCAUUUUGGCCAAGUAAAUGUAAUCUCUCAAACAGGACCUCUACAUUCUAUUUUCCAUAUAUUUUACACCGUUUUAAAAUUACAAGUACAUUUUAUGAUUUUGUUAUAUUUUGACAGAAUAAAUUGUUAAAUAUUUGAAAGUCAGGAGUGUUGCAGAUGGUACAUGUCAGAUGGUACAAGUAAGUAGUAAAACAACAGGGCAUGAUGUUAUAUGAAAAUAAUCGACAACAAGCUGGUGUGAUGCAUUACCACUGAUACUGCAGGUAAUUAUUUUCCAAUAACAGCAUGUUGCAAAGUGUUUUAUUGUUCUUAUACCACAGCAAUUCUAUAAAUAGUCAUUCCCUUACCAGCCUCAUUUUUUCUUGCCUUGAAGUCAAUCAUACAAAAUAAACACAGCUUGUCAUGUUACAAAGAUAUAACAGGUACAGCUGUAGUGCUGGGAUUUUAGGCUGGACCAAUAACAGUCCAUCCACUUUAAAUCUCCAUCCAGCAGCAGCCAAGUGGUCAGAAAGUAACCACAGAGAAAGGGCAAGAGGAUGAUUAGCACUUUGUGAAUGGAAAAACUAAGUUAUACAUACAAGGUGUUCGGCAAGUGUGGCUUGUAUAAUCAAAUGUCCAGUAAGUGUGUUGUUUUAAAAUUUACUUCAUGUUGCAGCACUGUACCUGACUAAUGCAUGAAGCUUACUACAGUGUCCAAAAUGUCAUGAACCAAUGGGAAUAUACAGUAUGUCAGCAAAUAUGAGCUAUUAUGUCAAUUCUAUUGAGCAAAAUCCGCAAAAACAUGAUGCAGUGGCUGGAAAAAAAAAAACGUAGCAUGUAAGGA
Molecule: messenger RNA, 1742 nt
Organism: Pangasianodon hypophthalmus (striped catfish)
Lineage: Eukaryota; Metazoa; Chordata; Actinopteri; Siluriformes; Pangasiidae
Gene: spc24
Product: SPC24 component of NDC80 kinetochore complex
Exons: 6
Coding region: 113-721 (202 amino acids)
Source: RefSeq, a predicted model, not a curated record